Closterium sp. NIES-67 is the source of this 3018-nucleotide messenger RNA. NCBI's taxonomy places the organism in Eukaryota, Viridiplantae, Streptophyta, Zygnematophyceae, Desmidiales, Closteriaceae. The record is from the annotation of a GenBank genome assembly.
GUGGUAUGCCUGUCCUGUAGUUUUCUGGUCCUUACGGGCUGUUUCACCUACCGAUAGUAGCAGUUCUAGGACAUGGUUAGUAGGUUAGGUUGGCCUUCCUCGUGCAAGGCACUCCCUCCUCGCCAACGACUGUUGUUUUAGCUGCGGUGCGCGUUAGUGAUAACUAGUUGUCGCCUGGCGAUUGCUAUUGGUCGUUGUGAUCCACCUCAAGGUGCUCCUCAGUCGCAAUAGACGCCAUUGCUCGUACUGCUACGUGACCAUCUCUGAUCGGAGUUGAAAUAUAUAACCCAGUUCGUCUUGGGCCGCUGAAUACGUUAAUUCUCUCUGAGAGGGGGAACUCUUGCUGGCACGCUGUUCCACGCCGUUCCACGCCGUUUCACACCGUUUCACGUCGUUUCAAGAUGAGGCCUUCCGUUCUCUUGCCGCUGCUGCUGGCACUCUCACACGCAGCCUUCCCCGCGCUUGCGCAGAACCAAGGGUAUGACUACCGCGGCGACGGCCCCCCCGCAGGCGGGGGAACCAGAGGGACUUACGGGGGCGGGGGAAACUACGGCGGAGGCGGCGGGGGAGCGGGCGGAGCAGCACCGGGCCAGGGGGGGAACCGCUGGGCGGGAGGGGCAGCGGGCGGGUAUUCAAACGCCGCUGGGGGUCCGGGCGUGGGCGGGGGAGCUUGGGGCGGAAACGCGGGGGGAAAUGUGGCUGGCGCUGGUAAUUGGGGUGGUUUAGGCGCAGGGGGAACUGGGGCGGGUGGAGGCCCCGCAAUGGCUGGUUCUGGCGCAGUACAAGCGGACGCGACCAGUGGCGCCGGGGGAACAUGGGCGCAGGGUAAUCCGAACCAGGGCGGGUCUAAUACUGCGGCAUGGGGGGGCGCUGGUGCAGGAGCAGGGGAAGGCGCGGGCAUGGGCGCAGGGGCUGGCGCAGGUGCAGCUGCAGGACCGCCCAAUGGCGCUGGCUUCCCCAAUACCAUGGGAGCAGGGGCAGGCGGAGCAUGGGGGCAAGGUGCAGGGGGGAACCCAGGGGAGGGGAACACAGGUGGGGCAUGGGGGGCUGGGGGAUUCGGCCCAGGGGGAGCAGGAGGCGGAGGCAUGGGGGGAGCGGGCAUGGAGGGGGGGGACAUGGCGGGGGGAGGCCCAGCAGGCGUGUCAGGGCGACAGGCAUACGUGCAAGCGCAGCAGCAACUGCUGCAGGAGCAGGGGCAUGGGCCAACAGAGGGACAGGGUGCGAAUUUCAUGCGUGAUCCGCCGCUUAGUCAGGAGGGAUGCUUGUCUGCAGUGAGUCAGUUUGUAGAGAGUAUGAUGGUGGAGAUGCCCAAGGGGCUGGAUAUUCACGACCGGAAGCAGGAGCCGAUUAAAGACCUGCUCUUCUUCCUGCAUGUGCCGCGCACGGGAGGACGCACCUACCACCAAUGUUUCCUCAAGCCUCUGUUUCCGGUGUCGCUGCGCUGCCCGCGCUCCUACGACGAGCUCCGAUUUGACCCCUCCAAGCCCCAGUGUCGGCUGCUCUCCACGCACGACGACUACUCGCUCAUGGCAAAGCUGCCCCACGCCAACACGUCCGUGGUGUCGUCCAUGCGCGACCCCGUGGACCGCGUCCUCAGCGCCUACGAGUUCACCGUCGAGGUGGCGUCGCGCUCGCUGCACUGGGUGCCCAGCCUGAACCCCGGGGAGAGCUUGCUGGAGGCGAGAAGGAGCGCGAGGAAAAGGUUUACGAGGAUGUCGCGCGCGGAGACGAGGCGCGUGUGGCCCUGGAGCCUGCUCAUCCCGAUUAUGGAGGACGACCUCUGGCUCCGGCGCAACAGCACGGACAUCCCACCUCCACCCCCAGGCGCGGAGAGCCUGAACGGGUACGACAAGGGGUACCUGGUGAUGCCGCUGAUCGACUAUGUCAACAGCCCCGCCGUUAUGGACCUCAUCCACAAUGGCGCCACCUUCCACGUGGCGGGCAUAACACAGAACUCACGCUACCCCAACGCGCGCAUGCUGCGGCGCUGCGCGUCCACGUUCAAGGACUCAGGAGAGAAGAUCCUCACUCUCGCUAAGGCGCACCUGGCGAACAUGCUACAUGUGGGGCUCACAGAGGUGCAUGAGGAGUCGGCCAUUCUCUUUGCCGCCACCAUCGGCAGAUCCCUGCACUCUGCGCCACACAUCAACGACAAACCGAACAAGAGCCCAGAGGAAGCCCAGGCUGAGGCGAGCAUCACGCUGCUGGACCACUACAAGCGGUGUGUGGACAAGCAGCGCGCGCGCUACACUAUGCGCAGAUCACAGGCCAUGGGCGCGCUGGGGCCCCUCAACUUCUCGCACCAGGAGCGCAAGGGCAUUCGCAAGGAGGUGGUGCAGCGCAUCAGAGAGCUCAACAUGCUCGACAGCGAGCUGCUGGACUUCGCCCGCCAGGUCUUCAAGCAGCAGCAGUUGGCAUAUGCGGACAUGAUAAAGGCCGUGAUGGAGGAGUGGCCCAUCAACAACAGCACUGACGACAGCCACCUCGGCCGCAGGAGGAGACUCUCCUCGUCGUAUGCCUCUCCUGGCAGCAGCAGCAGCAGCAGAAUGUUUACAAGAGGAAGCCAGGUGACUCCUGGCACGGCUGCCACUGCUGCUGCUGACACUGCUUCUACUGCUGCUGGUGUUGGCGGUACAGUGGAGCAUGAGGAGUCUAGCCUCAUGCUGCAACACCAAGGAGACAUGAGUGCUGAUGAUGGGGAUGAUGAUGGGUAUGGUGACGAUGACGAUUGCCUGUCAUACUCGAUUGCAGCAGUGGCUGGGCAAGCAAGUGGCUCGUUGUAGAGCAACUCGUUGUAGGAAAUGCUACCAGAAGAGAGGUUCUGCUUCUGCAAUUUGUUUAUUGUUUGUGGAAAAUUCUGGGUCAUUUGCUUGUGUCACAGUCACUUGUUCUUUAAGGCAAAGCACCAUGCCUUGUGAUGUACGUUGCACACUAGCACCUUAGUCACAAUUUUGCACAUUCAUUACUGUUGGGCUGAGAAAAGCCCUAGGAUCUUUUCAGAGACUAAGUCCCACUUGU